Stereum hirsutum FP-91666 SS1 is the source of this 534-nucleotide messenger RNA. RefSeq lists its product as uncharacterized. Lineage: Eukaryota; Fungi; Basidiomycota; Agaricomycetes; Russulales; Stereaceae. Bases 1 to 534 code for a protein of 177 amino acids. The transcript has 5 exons. The record is from RefSeq and is a predicted model, not a curated record.
AUGUCUAUGAUAUUCCACGUCCUCAGCGCAUGGUUCGCUUUCUUCCUGCCGUCGUACUCCACCUUCAAGGCCCUCAAGCAUAGGCCCCUGUCUGAGCCGGAUCUCACACACUGGGCUACCUACUGGACCGUGAUGGGCAUGUUUGUCGCGAUCGAAUACGUGGCCGAAUGGGUUGUCAGCUGGAUCCCCUUCUACUGGGAAAUCAAGACACUCUUCCUCCUCUACUGCUCUCUUCCCCAGUUCCAGGGUUCCAGCUACAUCUUCCAGACCUACCUCGAGCCGUUCUUCACCCAAAAUGAGGCUCGAAUUGACGCCACCAUCGCCUCCGCCCAAACGGAGUCUCUCACCUUCCUACGCAAGCACCUAGCGAACCUUAUGGAGAUCGUCUUCUCCCUCCUCAACAAGACGCCCAUCGCUUCGAAGCGCUCCAGCGCCUCCCCGCAGAACGGAUACUCCGCUCCCGCCCCCGCGACUCCCCCGCUGAACCGCGAACCGUCCACUGGUAGCGCCUCUGGCUAUAAUCUCGACCAGUGA